Messenger RNA from Oreochromis niloticus (Nile tilapia), 4437 nucleotides. It is a transcript of the gene ccr6a, whose product is annotated as chemokine (C-C motif) receptor 6a. NCBI's taxonomy places the organism in Eukaryota, Metazoa, Chordata, Actinopteri, Cichliformes, Cichlidae. Gene Ontology annotation, molecular function: C-C chemokine receptor activity; C-C chemokine binding. The record is from RefSeq and is a predicted model, not a curated record. The transcript is spliced from 3 exons. Gene Ontology annotation, cellular component: membrane; external side of plasma membrane. Bases 1653 to 2825 code for a protein of 390 amino acids. Gene Ontology annotation, biological process: positive regulation of cytosolic calcium ion concentration; immune response; G protein-coupled receptor signaling pathway.
AGAAUGUUUGAUAUGAAAGGAAGGUUGGAGAUUGGCCUAUAAUUAGCUAAGACUGCUGGGUCUAGAGAUGGCUUUUUAAGUAACGGUUUAACUACUGCCAGCUUGAAGGCCUGUGGUACAUAGCCAAUUAUUAGAGACAGGUUGAUCAUUUUUAAGACUGAAGCAUUAAUUAAUGGUAGGACUUCUUUCAGCAUUUUUGUAGGAAUGGGGUCUAAAAGACACGUUGAUGGUUUGGAGGAAGUAAUUACUGAAGUUAACUCAGAAAGAUCAAUUGAAAAAAAGACUCUCAAUGAAUAUCAAUGGUACUGAAAGUAGCUGUCGAUAAUGUUACAUCUGUGAUUGUGAGUCAUUAUGAUUAUGAGUCUUUUGUGGGGGGGGGCUCUGAUUUUUUUGUCAGCCUGGCUACAGUGCUGAAGAGAAACCUAGGGUUCUUAUUUUCCACAGGGUUCAGAUCUUAUUUUCUUCAAUGAGUGAUGAAUAGCAAGAUGUUAUAACUUUACGGACGCUUUUCUUAUAAAGCAAGAAAACUAUAUUUGUCCUCUAACAUCAUAAAUGUCUGUCCACAGGGUGUGUGGCAUGUUAUGGAGGGAAUCUUCCUUUUUUACAUCUUUAUUUAAUAUUCACUCUGCUGCUGUGCAUGAUGGAUGUCCUUUUGUUCAGCUGUCCUUUUCUUUUACAAAUAUGAAUGUGUUCUCCCUUAGAAAAAAAGAAUAAACCUGCAGGCCUAUGUGAGCUUAUAUUGAUGUUCUUAGUUUAUACACUAGUUUAUACCCAAUAAAAAGCUAUUCUAUUCUAUUCUAUUCUAAGCUUAAUUACAGCAUGUGUUUGUAUGUAAAUAUAAUUACACUGUAAUUUUACAUAAAAUCUAAACAUGUAAUGAUGCCCAUAGCCUCAGACCAUGUUACGACAUGUUACUGACAUGUCUGUAAUUCUGAGCAGUCCUUGAAGAACUUUAUUAAAGCCGAGAGUCUGAACUUCACUGAUGGCCUGAGAGUCGUCUGAGGUGAAGCAAAACUACAAGAAAUAAAUCAUAUGUAACACUGCUGUGACACUUUAACCCCCGAUAGCACGAGAGGAACCACAACAGGAAGCUGACACGACAGAUCAUACAAAAUGAUUUUUAUCAGCAAACACACACACACAUACACACAGAGCCUUUAAUCUUACAGCAGCGACCCCUGAAUGUUAUUAAUAUCCGUCUCCACAGGAGGUAUAAAUAAAGUUCAGUGUGAAUAAAGACGAGGUGACGAGGCCUUCAGCACAAAAAUGAAAAAAUUCAGACUUUUAUUUUUUAUCACAGUGUGAGAGGAAGCUGAUGUCAUAGUAAUGUGUGCUCGGCCAGGCACACACACACACACACAGAGGGCAGGGUAAAGAGGAAGGCUCGCGCUGAGGUUUCUCACUGCUUCGUAUUUCUCUUUAAUCGCAGCGUUUAGUAUUUGUUGGAUGCCGCGCAGCUGCAUCAUUGCCCUCGUCAUCCUUGUCCUCACCUGUGCGGGAUCAGCAGCCGGCUUCAUCAUCCACCGUCACACCUGCUGGAAACAGAGGCUGAAGCUCAGAGGUGGCACUUUGAAUCUUCAGGUGUGUUUUUCCUGCUUUUCAUCAUUUACUCUGCAGAGGAUUUGAUAUCCAACCAAUCAUACACCACGAAGAUGUCCAACCAAUCAUACACCACUGACAUGUCCAACCAAUCAUACAGCCCAAAGAUGUCUGAAGAUGAAAAUAACUAUAAUGGCAGUGACAACCUAGAUUAUGAUGGAUUUUGUCUUUUUCACAACAACCAGAGUGUGGUGGAUGUGAUUGGCCCGUACGUUCACUCCAUCAUCUGCAUCCUGGGCCUUGUGGGGAACAGCCUGGUCAUUGUCACCUACGCCUUCUACAAGAGGACCAAGUCCAUGACUGACAUCUACCUGUUCAACGUGGCCAUCGCCGACCUGCUGUUCGUGCUGGCGCUGCCAUUCAUUGUCUACAACGAGCUGUGGUCAUGGCCGAUGGGGCAGGUGGCCUGCAAGCUGCUGCGUGGCUCCUACAGCGUGAACCUGUACAGCGGCUUGCUGCUGCUCGCCUGCAUCAGCACCGACCGCUACAUCGCCAUCGUCCAGGCUCGACGCAGCUUCAGACUGCGCUCGCUAUCAUACAGCCGCAUCAUCUGCGCCAUCAUCUGGAUCUUCGCUAUACUCGUGUCCGUCCCCACCUUCUACUUCUACGACUGGUACGAGCCGUCACACACCAAUAGCAUCAUGAUGAACGAUGAUAACCAAAGCGAGAUCCUGAGUUCUGAGUAUGUCUGUGAGUUCAAGUUUAAAGACCGAGACACAGCCAUGGCGGUGAAGGUGGCCGUCCCCAGCACCCAGAUCAGCGUGGGUUUCUUCCUGCCACUCUUCAUCAUGAUCUUCUGCUACAGUGCCAUCAUCGACACCCUGCUGAAGGCCAAAAAUCUCCAGCGGCACAGAGCGGUGCGGGUGGUGCUGGUGGUUGUGGCCGUUUUCAUCAUCUGCCACCUGCCCUACAACAUAGUGCUGCUGUACGACACGGUCACCAUGUUUCAGCAGCGCUCGUGUGAGGAGGCGGACAUGCUGGAGAUGGCCAAGACGGUGUUGCAGACCAUUGCUUACAUGCACUGCUGCCUGAACCCGGUGCUGUAUGCCUUCGUGGGGGUGAACUUCAGGAACCACUUCAGGAGGAUCUUCAGGGACCUGUGGUGUCUCGGAAAGAAGUACAUGUCCCCACGCCGCUUCUCCAGAGUCACAUCCGACUUCUACAUGUCCUCCACUCGGCGGUCAAUGGAUGGGUCCAGCAACAGUGGCGCUUCUUUCACCAUGUGAAAACAUCAGUGGGUUGAUCUCUGAAGCUCCAGGUCUCUAAUACUGAACCUGAUUCACUUCUGUCGCACCGACGAGAUUCCUCAAGAUAAAGAGAUCUAACCCUAUGCUGCAGCUCUUGUUUUGCUUCAUUAUUUUAAUUAUUAUUUUUGAAAUAUCCCAACUCCUGCAUUUUCUCUCUUUUGUGAUUAUUUUGUGAGUAAUGACUGAAGAUGAGUCUCCUGCAGAGCCUCCUGCUGUCGUUACUACACAAAUGAAGCCCAGAGCUCAAUGCUUAUCAUCUCUUGCAGCUGAAUGAUGAUGAGCUCUAAGCGAGGACUAAAAUGACCUUAAAGAGUUUCUCUGACUGAUGUGUUCCUGAAACACUGAUGGCGACUGGAAACUUCCCAACAGACCGAGUGUUUCCUGUCUUCUGAAGGUCUCAGAAAGAAUGCUGAAACAGGCUCUGCUGUUCAGUCCUGCACACCUGAAAUAUUCCUGUGCUCAGGUAAAAUAGCCAUGUCACCUGCAAAGGCAGCAAUAAUCAGCUGCCUCUAAAAUGAGUCCCUCCGCCCACAGCUGAAUCCUUGGUCCUGGUUCUGCUCAUGAAGCAGUUCUCCACCUGCUGCACCUUCUGGUUAGAGAAACCCUCCAGAACAGAAGCAGAACUAAAUCCACUCUAAUCGGACCAUCAGUAUCAGGAACCCCGACAGCAAGCACGUGAAUUUUCAAAUUAAGAGCGAAGGGGAUUGUCCAAUCCCUAACACACCUGGUAAGCUUGCUGUAGUAAACCAACACCUUCAGACCAACACCUUCCAACUCCGUUUGGUCUCCUAAACGUCGUCAGAGUGGAAACCAACAUGUUUGGUUACAAUGUCUGCAAUUGCUUUGUGAAAACUUUUAAUGAGCUGUUUUUACUGGAAUCACUGCCGGCCACCGCCCAUCGAUGAAGAUCCAUAAAAGAUGGCUGGCAUGGCCUGAAGUACUGGUCAUCAGGGAUCAGGCUUAGAGUUUGGUUGUGUUCCAGCCAGAUGAUCAAUGUUACAGUGAUUCUGUCAUGUAAGUGUGUCACACAGUAAAAGAUAGCCAUAUAAGGGAGGAGCCUAACCCUGACCCCUGAUCCAAUAGAAGGUUCCUCAGCAGACUAACUGGACAUUGACCAUUAAAACCUACCGGCAAACAACAGCUGAUAGGCUCCAUCACCCACAUGACAGGCAUGUUUUAAAUCCUUUUUUAACGUUUUGUACCUAAGAAUGUAUUUUUUAUGUUAAUUUGCUGUUUGUCAUUUCAUUCAUAUCAGAGCUGUGCGAGUGGUCUGCAUUGAUGCAAAUGUAUAAUCCUAAUCUGCUCACAGGUGAUUUCCAGGAUUAAGAAUUGAAACUUUUCAGAGGUUUUCACAUCCUCAUUUAAGCCGUGAUGAAAUUCAGGUUUUCAGUUUUAAUUUCGUCUCAAGGCUCAAACAUUUAGAAAACUCUGCUUUAGUUCAUAUCCAACUCUUAUUUGUUGUGAUUCCUCUCAUUCUUUUUUUUCAUACUUGGGUUUAUUUUUAUGACACUGAAUGUAUCCUUUGAAUGUAAUAUUACAGCUCAUCUGUCAGAUUUGUGCCUUUCAGAAUAAAUGCAGUUUAUUUCGUCUA